GACCUGGCCGUCUUGGUUGAAUUUAUUGACAACCAACUGCAGUACUCUGGGCAGCUUCACGGAUACCGAUGGAUGUACACUAAAUGCAGGGAACAUGGACUACGCGUGAGGAAAGAGGAUGUGCGCUUGGUGUUGAAGGAGCUGGAUCCCCGAGGCGUCGCACUGAGGCAAGCAAGACGUUUCAGGCGAAGGAACUAUUUUUCAAAAGGGCCGAACUUCAUCUGGCACAUGGACUCAUACGACAAACUGAAGCCAUAUGGCAUCUGUAUCAAUGGUAGUAUUGACGGUUUCUCGAGAAAAAUAAUCUGGCUUAAUGCAUACACAACAAAUAGUAAUCCGAAAGUGAUCGGGGGGUAUUACAUAGAAGCGGUGCAGCGUUUAAAGGGCUGCCCUAGAGUUGUGAGAGGCGAUCUUGGAACUGAAAAUGGCCAUGUUAGAGGCUUUCAGCGUUUCCUUGUGUCCGUGGCUCCUAACGACACCCUUCAGAGUUACUUGGAGGGAGCAAGUACCGCCAAUCAAAGGAUUGAAUACUGGUGGCGUUUUCUUCGCAGCCAGUGUCUGGAGUUCUGGUUAUCCUUAUUUGCAGACAUCAGAGACAACGGGUACUUUGAUGGUGGGUUUCUGGACAUAAACCUCCUUCAGUUUUGUUGCAUGGGACUCAUCCAGGAUGAGCUGGAUGACACUGCACAGGUUUGGAAUGCACACUCCAUCAGGCCAUCAACAAACAUCAAUAUCCCCAGUGGGCGACCUAAUGUAAUGUAUACAUUACCUGAGCUCUACGGGACAAGAGACUUCCUUUGCCCCACUGAAGAAGAACAUGUUGAAAUGUGUAAAACUGAGUGUGUUUUCCGACUGACCAAACCAUGUGACCCCGAUGUGUAUGAACUAUGCAAUAUCCUCAUGACCGAGUCCCAUCUGACUCCACCAACAGACCCAUAUCAGGCUGUGAACUUGUACAUGCAUCUAAGAGAGAACAUCGUGGCAUUAGUGUAAAUUCCAUACACUGCAGCUGAGAACGUUUCUCAAAAUUGACCUGUGCUAUAUGUGAGAAAGCUAACUUCUGGAUAUUUAACAGACUUUAAACUGUAAGCUUUCUAGUACACAGUCAUUUAUGAGAAUAUCUUAUAUAGAAAUAUUUAUAAUUGUGUUCCAGGAGGGUCAGUGAACUAAAGUAUAAAGGGAAGUCUCUGCCUGUUAAUGAUAUUCUGAGUGUUCUUUAGCACAAAAACAUUGUAAUUUUCUGUCAAAUGUUAUCAAGUUCUAUGUCUAUGUGUAUUACUUCGGAUUACUUUACCUGUCUAUUUGGCUUGAUACAUGGAUCAAAACAUAAGAGAAGUAUUAAUUUAAUGUGUUAGGAGUUUUAAUGUACAGUGUUUACUAGGAUAAUGGUGGUUUAUGUUGAGUAUUUUGUAAUAAUUUUUAAAUGGUGAGUUGGUAUUUACACCAUCUCUAUUUGUUAAUGACGGGAAUGUUUACUUGUUGAUGUUGGCUAGAAUACAGUUUAAAAUCGAAGAGAUAUUCUAUUAUGCCUUGUUGCUCUAUAUAUAUUAUAACGCCCACUGUCACACUGGCAGGCUACAUGAAAUGGUACUAAGGGGCAUUAUAAUCUGAGGGGGGACACCUUUAGCAUUUUUCUGAACUCAAGUUUCUCUGUCUAAAAAUAUAAUUAUUUGAUGUAAUUUUUGCUAUUUUUUUUAAACUAUUUACUGUGAUUCCAGACGAGCUUUAGUUUUUUAAUGUUGGUUAAACAAAACUGAAAAAAUAAAGAACUAAAUCAAGACAUUUUGAACUCUUAGAAUUUCAAAUAGAUAUAAACAUUCUUUUUUGGCUACUGAAUUUAAUCUUAAGCUUAUUUUAUCAGCUGAAUAAUAAAUUCUCUGCACCCACCUAUACUGUUGAUGAACAGCAAUUUCAUUCGAAUGCUAUUUUUGAAAAACUCGCCACUUCUGAAAGGAUGAUAUGUGUUGUUGAACUAUCGGACAAAUAAACUGAAAUCUAA
This is a messenger RNA of Oreochromis niloticus (Nile tilapia), 1999 nucleotides long. RefSeq lists its product as uncharacterized. Lineage: Eukaryota; Metazoa; Chordata; Actinopteri; Cichliformes; Cichlidae. The transcript has 2 exons. The record is from RefSeq and is a predicted model, not a curated record. The coding region runs from base 73 to 993 and encodes 306 amino acids.